Molecule: messenger RNA, 3846 nt
Organism: Letharia lupina
Lineage: Eukaryota; Fungi; Ascomycota; Lecanoromycetes; Lecanorales; Parmeliaceae
Exons: 5
Coding region: 1-3846 (1281 amino acids)
Biological process (GO): septin ring organization; establishment of cell polarity
Cellular component (GO): cytoplasm; nucleus; division septum
Molecular function (GO): guanyl-nucleotide exchange factor activity
Source: RefSeq, a predicted model, not a curated record
AUGGCCUCAUUACAGGCGCGGGGACACAUGAACGGAAGCUCGACGCUUUCUGCGUCUUCUGAUCAGAGAGGCCUUUUCCCUGCCGCAGUACCCUCAACCUUCUCGCCACCUCCCCCAGACGUGUUUCCUAAAAUGGGCUCGAAUAUCAUGAAUAUCAAAGCUGGCGCUAACAGCUCGUUGUAUCAAAUCUGCACGGGUCUGCGGCAGCGGCUAGGAGAUGUCCCUGGAUUCGAAGAUCACAUAAUAGAGAUGGAGGAAGAAGAAGAGGAUUCGGCCGAUGAGCCAAAAGAUCCAGUCACCUUGAUGUGGAAUUGUUUGAGGCGUGGCUAUCCGCUCAUGACUAUAUACAACGCGUCAUCGCCAGAAAGACCACUCAAAUUUGAUGCAACAAAAAUUCGCGAAGAUAAGGUCGGAAAAGCAACGACGUUCAAAUUCCUGCAAGCUUGCAUGACAGAUCUCAAGAUCCCUCCCCACGAGUGCUUUCUCAUCACUGACUUAUUUGGGGAAGAUACCACUGGAUUUGUGAAGGUGACGAAGCUUGUGAACAGGGUCUUGGACAUCCUGGAUACACGGGGGUUUUUGCGGCACAACGAACAACCCACCAAGGCUGCAGUUGCGGAAUCCGCUCCUACCUCUUACAAAGCGCAUGUCAUCGAAGAGCUCCUCAUGACUGAACGCAAUUAUAUCCAACAUCUUGAAAUACUUCAAGAGUUUAAGAGACAAGUCACUGGCGGCAUCGCAGGUGAUGCAAUUCACGACAUAUUUUUGAACCUCAAUCAAUUACUGGAUUUCCAGAGAAGAUUCUUGGUCAGAAUUGAACAACAAAACCGCUUGUCUGAGAGCGAACAGAACUGGGGCAAACUGUUCUCCUACUACAGAGAAUCAUUCCGAGUGUACGAACCAUUUAUCGCCAAUCAAAAUCGUUGCAAUGAGACCGUACUCAGCGUAUGGCCAAAGCUCAAGAAAGCUGAUCUAUCAAACGAGUUGAGGGGCAUCGUUGAGACACCAUCAGUGCUCCUCAGUUUCCUAAUCAAACCUUUCCAGCGCCUAUCGAAGUACCCCUUGUUGCUCGCUGAAUUGCGCACAAAAGGCGGCCUCGACCUUGAAAAACAAGAGGAUCUCGAAGAAGGUGAAGCAGCAGCCAGAUCCAUUAUGACCCGAGCGGACGAGGCUGUCCAAAAGGAACACCAUGCUGCCGCUGUCAACGAGUUGCAGAGUAGGGUUGAAGACUGGAAAGGCCACAAGAUUAAUCAUUUCGGCGAACUCCUACAUUUCGGCAAUUACACGGUUUUGAAGGGAGAGGGCGCGAAAGUGGUGGAGCGCGAGGUUAGUGUCAUAUUCGAUUCCCUGGAUCCAGUCACGCGAGCAAUGGUUUUCUCCCUGUUUAUGCGCUCCCUGCAUCGUGGAACCUCAAAGCCCCCACGCCCACGGUCAUGGACGUCCGCAUUGCAAUUUUUGAACCGCAACCCGCGUGGGAAACAUGUCAGCGACCUUGCAAGUGUCCCUGAGCAUUCGGUCGAGGAACAUCGUCCUGUUCCCGUGACGCCGAAGACCCCUCCGAGGAGAUCCAUGUUCCUUUUGCGCAGAAAGACACCCCCUGCAUGUCCCCAAAUACUUUCCCAAGCACCUUCCCAGAUACCCGUGGAGCCCCCUUCGUGGAGCCCGUUUCGCUUUCAUUUCAAGCGUCGUAAAGGUCCCACCCGUGGGAUGCUUGGAACACCGCCUUCUAGAAUCAGCUCCGACGCCGAGCCUCCCAUGAAGACGAAACCCCCUGAGGAGCAGGCAAUUGAAAUUUUUCAAAACGCUCUCCAGAUUUUAAAGAUUGGUACAGAGCCUGAGCUUGCCACAUCAGAAGGCAUGAACAGAGCUCCAACCUCGGAGUCCUCAACGGACGACGCAUAUCGGAGAAUCAUGGACUGGUCUCAUAACACACCUUUCCACACAAAGGCCUCCAAGGCUUAUCCCCCCAAAGCACUUACCCCUCUGCAAUUUCUGCUGCUUAAGUCCAUACGUGAAGCAAGGCACUUGUACAAGCUCGAUGGCGCUUUUAAGAACACAACGCUUUUCUUGUUUUCCAACUCGCAAUUGCCAGACCCAAUCUUAUCUCUAGCUGCUCGUGCUGCUGCUGCUACUGCUACUGCUACUGCUGAACCCGUGUUGGGAAUUAAGCCGAUGUCAGAUUUAGAGAAACAAGUUGCUGACGAUUUGGCGAUUGAAUCGCUCGUGCGUGAACAGUACAAAGUCUACCUCUUCGAACGCAUCCUGCUAUGUUGCAAAGAAAUCAACCCGAACAAGCCCAAGAAUAAAAUGCUGGCAGGAAAGCAACCUUUGGUCGACAGGAAGGGAAAGCUAAAGCUUCAGUUGAAAGGUCGGAUAUUCAUGCAGAAUGUCACGGACGUUGUGACCUUGAAUCAAGGUCAAUAUACUCUCCAAAUCUUCUGGAAAGGCGAUCCUGGUGUUGAAAACUUUGUCAUUCGGUUCCCCGAUGAGGCGCAAAUGAUCAAGUGGCGGGACACAGUGCAGGCACAGAAGAAGAGUCUUUGUGACCAGGCAAGGAAUUCCGGUCAAACUGGCACUUCAGCAACAGAGUUUAACUAUAUGAAAGACCAAGUGCUUUCUAAGAACCCAUAUCAAGAGGAUGAGGAUAUGGAAGAGGAGGAGAUUAUCAGUCAAAUCGUUGGCCCCACCCAAUCUUCCUUCACCGUGAGUCGGAAUCCAUCAAGCAAUAGUCUGCGCUCAAUAGCCGGACCCACUCGCAUGGCUCCUCCUAAAUUUCCACUCGCAGAGCAUGGCAACGGGAUGUAUGCGCCUCCCUUGAGCCUGAAUACAAACGUUCCCCCUGGUACAGCUGCUUCACCAGGGGAAUUCCCAGGAAACUCUUACUUUUCGCCAACCAAUGACUCACCAACAUCCACACGCUCAACCUCUCAGCAAAGCUUUUCUCAGUUCACUCGCCAACAAACAGUUGCUGGUCAUUGGCCGCACGAAGAAAAUAAGCAUCGUACAGCUCCAGCGAUGGGUCGCGCACCUUCUCGAGAGGGACCGGCUCCACCGAACAGCUAUGUUGUUAACGGUCGAACAGUCACCCGGCCAUCCUUGCCUGUCAUGGCAGCAUCCCAAAACCCUCAGCAGAGCCGUCUUCGCUCCGCUAGUACUCCUGACAUUCACAAUCUGAAUGCCCCUGGAGCCAGACGUCAAGGUGCUAGCCACCUUCCAACUCAAGCGGAAAACGUUCCAAUGCCUCCAAUUCCCUCGCAUAUGGUCCAAGGUCGAGCUCCCCUCAAUCGGAGCCAAACAAGCUCACCAGUCGAAAGCCAGUUGCCCAUUCGAAGUGCAACCCAGUCCCCUUCGGUACACCGGGAUCGAGCUCAUCGACAGUAUCAAGAACCAAUCGGCUAUGAUCGUCAAGGACAGAGACUGCAGCAGAGCUUCGAGAGCGAAACCCGUGACUAUCAUCAUGGCCACUAUGCUGAAGAGCCGACCCAGCUCACUCCUCAAAAUACCGAGACUUCUUCGUCGGCCAACAGUAUCAUGGACUAUCCGAAUCAGUUGAAAGUCAGGGUCAGGUUCGAUCCAGAACCAAGCCAUGUGACCAUCGUCGUUCCUACAUUCAUCAAACACCGCUCCCUGACCGACCGAAUCGAUUCGAAGAUGGCUAAGGUAACAGCAGCAUCCAUCGCCAAGAAAACUGCUCGGCUGCGAUAUGAAGACUCGGAUGGCGAUAUGGUUAGAAUCGAGACCGACGAAGAUGUCCAUCUCGCUAUUGAAGAUUGGGCUACCCAGAACGAACGACAGAUCCUUGAAGGUCCCGCACCUGACUUCGAGUUGCAAUGGCAACAGAAUUGA